AGGAUAAUCAGAUGACCAGGCACCGACACCAAAGACAAUCGAUACCACAUAAUUUAACCGCAUCUGAAAUUCAAUAAAAUACAAUAUAUAUGCACAAAAUAAAAAAAUAUGAAUAAAAAAAAUGCCCAAUUCUAACAGGCGAUAACUUUAAGAUGCAAAACGUCACGCGGGUCAAUCAUUAAAAGCUGAUAAGGAAGUUGUGGACUUUGGAAACGGCUGUAAAUACUGGCCUGAUGCAGCAGGUAGUUUCCUCUAAAUCUAGGCUGGGUGCAGUCCUCACAUCCCCGUGUCGACGCGCAGGCGUGGCGCACGGAUGACGCACUAUUGUGUUAAGUUGCGAUGCCCGGACUUUACCAUUGAAGAGGAAAGACAGAAGAUAACGCAAGCAGACAGAUAUACAUCAGACCAUAAGGCCUACAGGAUGAUCAUGGACAAUAUCUUCCCAAACAUCAGGCUAGUGUUGGUGGCAGUCUUUCUGGUUGUAGUUCAGCUAAACAGAGACGUGACCGAGGCCUUGGCGGUGACGUCCUCCGGUCCCCAGACCAUCAAGAGGUCCCAGGGGACUACUGUCCUCCUGGGGUGCACCUUCACGCCGGGGCCCGCGGACGUGGGAGAGCUGGACGUGGAGUGGUACAACGCCAACCCUGACGUCACUCAGAAGGACACGCUGCUCAUCUCCUUCACGGGGGGAAAGACGCUGCACUACGCCACGUCCAGCGUCACCAGGAGGAUGAAGUUCAUCGGGGACCCCACGACGGGGGACGCCUCGGUCUCCAUCUCCGACGUGGAGGAGGGCGACACGGCCACCUACCAGUGUAAGGUGAAGAAGGCCCCCGGCGUGGACAUGAGGAAGGUCACCCUGGUGGUAAUGGUUCGCCCCUCGGUUCCCCGGUGCUGGGUGAAGGGUGGGGAGGAGAAGGGAGGGGACGUUUCCCUGCGCUGCCUGUCCGCCAAGGGAUCCGUCCCUUUGACGUACGCCUGGAGCACGGAGAGUGGGGGCCCCCUACCACCCCGCACCACCCAAGACUCGCAGACCGGAGAGCUGCUGAUCAGGAACCAUUCAGACAGCUAUAUCGGGACAUACGUCUGCCUCGCAAAGAAUCCUGUGGGCGAGGAGCAGUGCAAAUACACGCUCCAGGCGCACAACCCGACCAACAAGGCGGGAGUCAUAGUGGGGGCGGUCAUCGGGGCACUGCUGCUCCUCCUGCUCCUUCUCCUCCUCAUCUGGCUCCUGGUCGUCUGCUGCCUCAAACGCCGUUACCAGAAGGAAAUGGCCAAUGAGAUCAGAGAGGACGUCCCGGCCCCCGAGAGCCGUCCGACCAGCAGGAACUCGAGCAUCCGCUCGGUGAUGGCGUACCGCGCGCACCCAGGAGUCAAGUACAGCUCGGUGCAGAAGGGCCAGCCGGGAAGGACUGAGUCUAGUCGCAGCGCCGCCAACAGUACCCGGAGCAACGGCAGAGACAUGGCGGUCUCUCCUGGGCAGAGCCUGCCUAGCCUCCAGUACGACAGCAAGUUUGGAUACCCGGUGUAGGGCAUGGAUUUACCCCGGCGUAGGGCAUGGAUUUACCCCGACGUAGGGCAUGGAUUUACCCCGGUGUAGGACAAGGACUUGCUGCUGCUUCGGCCUACCUUGAACCUUUUUAAACCUUUUUUCUUUAAGUUGUAAAUCGUUCCUCUAUCUCUUGUCAUGGAUUUGAUGGAGGUAACAAAUGGUGCAAUAGCAAAAGUGGGAUACAAAGCCAGCAGCAUCACAGGCUGCCUCAUUUGCCCACUUAUUGCCAGAUAUGAAUACAAGGCUAUUAGGCAGGAAUCCAUAAAGGCUCUCCCGUAAACCCAUGUAGAGCUAAAGUUCUCAAGUGUGCUGUAAAGUGUAUCAUGGCCCUUGUAAACAAACGUGUAAAAUAGCUUCCACCUGAAUCCAAAUCCUUGUUGUGAUCGCGCACGCACAGGCUGAGAAACCCGUGGAUGUAAAUAAGAUGUAUGCCUGGGUGUAUUCAGGUAUGUAUUGGUCUCUCAAGCAGGGGUAAUUAUGCAUGGAUUUUUCGUGUUUUUAAAAUGUCUAUAAUAUGUAUUGGUCUCUCAAGCAGGGGUAAUACUAAUUAUAGAUGGAUUUUUUUAUGUUUUUUAAAUCUGUACAAUAAACUGCUUUAAAACUGUAACUGAAAAGUAAAGCCAUCGGAUUAUACUUUUUAAAACAAGGAAUCUAGAUCACUAACUGUUUUUUCUGUGUCACAUUAACUGAUUAUAUGAAUAAUCUUUUGAUUGUGUUGGAAUGAUUACCAAUACAUUCGGACAGGUUAUUUAACAAACUAAUUAGAAAACCCUUUUUAAAGGACAUUUAGUGGACAAAGGAAAGCAAAACUCAAUAUCUUAUUUCAAACAAUGUGAUGUGCAAAGAACAUAAUAAAUCUAUUUAAUAAUGAAUUUGCAACUCGAGUCAGUUGUGGAGAUAGGUUUGAUUUCCCCAGUGUCUAAAGCCUCACCUUUUAAAGCUUUGAGCUAGAUAUAAAACCCCUUCCUACCCCUAGACAAGUAUCUGAAUUCACUGCAAAGCAUCUGCUUGCUUUAUGGCUAAAUAGUAAAUAAAAAUAGCUUCAUCAUAUAUAACUAAGGGGUAAGGCCAUGCUUAUUAACAUCCAGAAGUCCUCGUUCGAAUUUCUGGUUAUCCAACAACGCUCCUUUUUUAUUUAUUUUUUUACAAACAAUCCAAUCAAAGCCUAAAAGCUAAAGAGGAGAUAGUUUCUAUGUUCAAUAAUAUUCCACUGCACUGUGAAUGUAAAACUAUAAACCACUCACUUAUGUGGGUAAUUGGAUUC
Messenger RNA from Gadus chalcogrammus (walleye pollock), 2816 nucleotides. RefSeq names its product V-set and immunoglobulin domain containing 8b (gene vsig8b). The record is from RefSeq and is a predicted model, not a curated record. The transcript is spliced from 8 exons. NCBI's taxonomy places the organism in Eukaryota, Metazoa, Chordata, Actinopteri, Gadiformes, Gadidae. Bases 314 to 1531 code for a protein of 405 amino acids.